Paraglomus occultum is the source of this 369-nucleotide messenger RNA. The record is from the annotation of a GenBank genome assembly. Lineage: Eukaryota; Fungi; Glomeromycota; Glomeromycetes; Paraglomerales; Paraglomeraceae.
AUGAAAGCACGCUACGACGAUUCGAGUACACCCGCGAUGUCUACGACUCCGAGCGAUCGCGCACACGCGUUUGAAUCAGACUGUUUACUAGCUGACGGAAUGUGUGUGUUGGGUAAGGCGAUGAGAAGAUCCGUUCAUGAUGGGGCGGAGCUGGAUACUUGUGUGGAUGUCAUUCUUGAGCUGACGUUAGAUGUGUGUUGGGUACAAGUACCUAGGCCUAGGACAGGAACAGGAAGACAUGGCGGAGGUCAGAGAUGCGGUGGAACGGGCGAAGGGAUUUCGGAUUUGAAAGUGCCGGGGGGUAGAGUUUGGACUAGCCUCCGGAGGAGAGGACGAUCAGGGACACAAGGGGAAGAAAGCACAAAGUGA